AUGUCUUAUAAUCAAGAUUAGUAAUUCUUCAGCAAGAGGAGUCAAUUGACAUAUUAGAUAAGUGAAAGGCAAUAAGGAUACAAGAAUAGUGAUGGAAUCGAUAGGUUUGCAUAUGAAAGAAAGAUUAAUGAUAAAGGAAGAAAGCAAAUAAGAGAAAGAAAUUUGAUUGGUUAAAUAUCUACAACUAACCAUUAUAUGAACAUUGAAGAAGAAUAAGUAGAGCAAUUUGAAGUUGAAUUGAAGGGACUUGGACAAUACCUUGGCAUUAGUUCAAUUUCACAUAGAGUUAUUUUUUUAUAGGAGCAAUAACCUAUAAAAAAUCCAAAUUAUUGUCCGUCACCUCAAGAAUAAUUAACUUAUUCUAUUCCAUCUAGCUAUAUAAAUGGAAAUUAAACAAAUUAAAUUCUAGAUGAAAUUUAGCUUAAUUUAAUUUAAGAUAGAUAUAAGAAUAAUCCAGUUGGGCUGACAUGGAAACAAUCAAACUAAUAAGUCAGAAUUUAAAAAUAGAGUUCUGUACUCUCAUUAAGCAAGAGAGCCCUUCUCCCUGAAAAAUAAUCAUUCACAGGAAUUUACUAAAAUAAGGGUGCUAUAAAUUAUUAUCCUUAUUCUGAAUGA
Paramecium tetraurelia is the source of this 615-nucleotide messenger RNA. RefSeq lists its product as uncharacterized. The transcript is spliced from 2 exons. The record is from RefSeq and is a predicted model, not a curated record. Lineage: Eukaryota; Ciliophora; Oligohymenophorea; Peniculida; Parameciidae.